This is a messenger RNA of Mytilus californianus (California mussel), 450 nucleotides long. RefSeq names its product gastrin/cholecystokinin type B receptor-like. Bases 1 to 450 code for a protein of 149 amino acids. Gene Ontology annotation, molecular function: G protein-coupled receptor activity. Gene Ontology annotation, cellular component: membrane. The transcript is spliced from 2 exons. Lineage: Eukaryota; Metazoa; Mollusca; Bivalvia; Mytilida; Mytilidae. The record is from RefSeq and is a predicted model, not a curated record. Gene Ontology annotation, biological process: G protein-coupled receptor signaling pathway.
AUGAUCAUACAAUGUUUUAACCAAGUUACAUUUACGCACACUAUUUUGUGUAAAACGACACAAUUUUUUAUUGGAUUAACAACAUUUAUCCCAAUCUUGUUAUUACUCAUAAUUGCAGUUCAGCGAUUUCUGAAAGUGUGUCGGCCCCUGAAACAAGCAAUGUCGCUCAAUGUAAAGAGAACUGCGUUGAUAUUAACAAUUGUUGUUUCCUUGUUAUGUGCAUUACAGUUACCAACAGAGGUUGGAAAACAAACAACUCUAUCUCAACCUGUUGGAUCCAAAAGAAGACGAAAGGAUAACCGUAGAAUAACUUACAAACUGACAGUGAUGUUUUUUGUUAUAACUUUGGUCUUUAUUUUUAGUUAUUUGCCGAAAGUGAUGUUGCUUCUAUUUGAAGGCUUAUACAAAGAUUUUGGGAAAAAGGGUCGAACACAGAAAGACCAGGAUUGA